AUGGAUCGGGGCGAGAUGAAGACAGAGGCCAUGCAAGGACCGCUGGAUCCCGCGCUCGAUCACAAGCCCUCGCAGCCGUCCGAAGAGCCCUCAUUAACCGUCGCAAGCCCAGCGAAAGACAUGCCGUCUCCUGCGCGUAGAGAUGCUCCGCUUCCCCAGCCAUUAUCGUCAUCAUCAACUCCCCUUCACCUCCCCGGCGCUGCUUCUCCUUCUUACUUCCCUUCGCGCUCGGCUUCACAAAACGCUGCGACGCUGCAAUCUAUGGCUGGCGGAGAUCCGCAGGGCGAGAGACAGCUCAACGUGUCCGAUGCCCUGAGUUAUCUGGACAAUGUGAAAAACAAGUUCCAGGAGAGACCGGACGUGUACAACCUCUUCUUGGACAUCAUGAAGGACUUCAAGAGCCAGCAGAUCGACACUCCCGGUGUCAUCGCGCGCGUGUCAUCGCUAUUUCAUGGCCACCCAUCUCUCAUAUCAGGCUUCAACACCUUCCUUCCUGUCGGCUACCGCAUCGACGUUGGUUCUGACUCUCACUCGUCCGAAUACAUCACGGUCACCACGCCUUCCGGCACUGUCUUGCAAUCUAAUAACGAUCCUAACGGAUUCUCUGAGUCUCUGCCUGGCAGUGGCCAUAUGGAGCCAACAAUGUCCAUGCACGCCCAACCCGUCCCAAGCUUCCAACGUCAUUUAGAACCACCAUCCUCACCCGGUGAGCCAGGCCGUAUCGGAGGUGAAGCUGAGAGAGCCAACCUAGGUCCAGCGAUGGAUUAUGUGCAGCGCAUCAAGACGCGUUUCAGCGACGAUCCACACACCUACAAACAGUUCCUCGAGAUCCUCUCCACACACAAGGCGAGCGCAAACAAUGCAGAAGUGUACGCACAAGUCGAAGAGCUUUUCAAAGACGCGCCAGACCUCUCGCUGGCGUUUCGCGACUUCCUUCCAGGUGUAGGGAUGAGACCCGAAGACGGUGACGAUUCUAUGAUCCAAGGCGUACUUGGGAAAAUCAGCACACCAGUCAUGGGCGCUGAGAGCUCACGAUCGGCGAAGCGGAAACCAGCUGAGGCUCCACCGUCCUCUGUGCCGGCGAAGCGUAAGCGCAAAGCGGGGGAUAAAGACAAGGACAAAGACAGUGUAAAAUCGGUCGCGUCCAAGUCGAAGAAAGCAAAACAGCUACAAGCGCCGCCCAUGGAUGCGUCAACAUCAUUCUCGCAGUACGCCACAUCGACCGCCCCGCCCUCUCCGCGCCGAUCCAUACAAGUCCACCACCCACAUCCACACGUCCAAUUGCCGCCCUCGCCUCCAGCGUACCGUGCACCAGUUAUGUCCGUGUCCAACUCCAUUGCCACAGCCGCCGUAGGCUCCGACGGGACGCAGUUCUUUGCACGCGUCCGGCGCGUCGUCGACUCGCGCGAGUCAUACAACGAGUUUUUACGACUCAUCAAUCUGUUCACGCAGGGCUAUAUUGAUCGUGCGCGCUUGGUCCGCGAGAGCGUGUAUUUCCUGGGCGACGGAGAGUUGAUGUAUCAGCUGAAGGAGAUCUUGGGGUGGGACGAGGCACAGGACAAGGCUGCGCUUGCGCGGGAACGAGAAGAGGGGCUUAUGCCAGGAAGACCUUUGGGCGUGCUGGACAGGCCGAGCAAGGAGGAGCUGAACAUUCGCCAUGGGAGUUACAGGCGUCUACCUGCAGAUGAUAUCAACGUGCAAUGUUCCGGGCGCGACGAGAUGUGCAAGUCAGUCUUGAACGACGAAUGGGUAUCACACCCUACGUUCGCGAGCGAGGACUCCGGUUUCGUCGCGCACAAGAAGAACAUCUACGAGGAGGCGCUCCAUCGCUGCGAGGAGGAGCGGCACGAGUAUGAUUUCCACAUCGAUGGUAUCGUGAAGACGAUCAGCAUCCUCGAGCCGAUCAACAACAAAGUCAUGCAGCUCGGUCCAGAGGAGCGCAGUGCGUACAAGCUCAAGCCAAAUUUCGGGGGCUCUGGCAAAGCCAUCCACCAGCGCAUCAUCAAGAAGCUCUAUGGGCGCGACGCUGGGCUCGAAGUCAUUCAAGCGCUGCAGGAGACACCCGCGCUCGCCGUGCCGAUCGUGCUCGGGCGGCUCAAGCAAAAAGAGGACGAGUGGAAGCGCGCGCAGCGCGAGUGGAACAAGGUCUGGCGCGAGGUCGACGCGCAAAACUAUAACAAGGCGCUCGACCACCAGAGCAUCGCGUUCAAGGCGGCCGACAAGAAGGCGCUCACCACCAAGGCGUUCGUGAGCCAGAUCGAGGCCGUGGUGGAGGAGCAGAUGGCGAAGCGCGCGAUGCUCGUCGACCCGCUGUUCGCGCGCACGCGGCCGAAGCACCAGCUCGAGUUCGCAAUGCCCGACGGCGACGUGCUGAAAGACGUCGUGAAGCUCACGUUCGCGUACUUCGCGCGCAUGCCCGCGCAGCAGACGCGCGUCGAUGUAGAGAAGCGGCGAUGGGUCGAGACGAGGCUGUAUAAUAUCGUCCGCGCGUUCUUCAUGCUCGGCGACGAGUGGCAUCAAAGUUCCUCUGCGAAACAGGGGGCACUUGCGCGGGAAGAGGAGGUGGCGAGCUCGGUCGCUGAGGCAGACGGGUUGAACGGCGCGAGCGGCUCGCACGGAGGCGGCAGGAACAGGAUCGCUGGCGGUAUCUUCACGGGUGAUUUGCGGAAAAGUCUCUUGAAGAGCGAGCAGGCCAAAUCGACGCGAUCGCAGACGCGGCCGCUGCAGUCGCCUGCAGGCUCUCGGCGGGCAUCGCCCGCGCCGCUGGUGCCCUCCGAAGAUGACAUGGAAGUCGACUCGGAGAGCCGGGCUGACCUCGUCCCCUCUGCAGGUGAUACACCGUGUUGCAAGCGGCGGUCAUUCUACACGAAUACAUGGUUUUACACUACCCUGCGUCUGAUCGAGGUGCUUUAUUCCCGCCUACAUCUCUUCAAGACGAUUGCAGGCGAGCAAUGCAGGCCUGCUACCCAGGAGGGGGGUCGGAAAAGCCGUGCGUGGACAUUGGAGUACCUGAUGGGGCCAGGCCAUGUGAAUCCGAUGCCGGGAGUGAGCGCGGCGCAGUACUACGAGCUGUUCCUUGAGACGUGCGAGAAGCUGUUCGACAGCCAGAUCGACCAGAAUGCGUUCGAGGACCAGAUGCGGGCGAUGUUCGGGCUGCAGGCUGCGUUCAAAUCAUUCACUAUUGACAAGGUGAUCGCUGUCCUGAUCAAACAGUUACAAAGCUGGGGGGAUGCAGACCAGAAACAGGAUAAAUUAUACAAACUCCUGUCGGACGAGCGGCAACUGAAACAGCCGACAGUCGACGAUCAUCGAAAGCUUUUGAGACAAGCUGAAGAGAUUCUUGGGCCGGAGGAGAACUUGUUCUGCAUUGACUGGCAUCCGGAAUCGAAAGUCAUCACUUUCCAACUGCUGAGCAAGGACGGCUCUAGCCUCGAUGAUGCGGAAGUCCUGACUGGGCGAUGGCAGUCCUACAUCGCUUCUUUUGUCUCUGACGAAGACACGAAGUCCCUUCCUCAGUCCAAAGUGCGUCGCCCGUUCCUCCGUCGCAAUCUGCCCUCGGCCGUGCGGAAAGACACGCCGGACGUCGUCGCGCACGGCGGACUGGAGAUCAAAGUCUGUGUCCGCACAUAUCGCCUUUUCUUCGUGUCCAAUACCGAGGAUUUCCUGUGGCGAAAGGUGCCCCGCGAAGAGCACGAUGCGGCGACCAGGCGACUGGCAGCCCGGAAUGCUGCACGGGCGCAGCGGCUCGAGAGGCUGGACAAGGAGCUUGGGUCUGUUGCUUCUCGGAAGACUACGCCUGGUCCAGGGACAGAUGGACAGUGA
This is a messenger RNA of Heterobasidion irregulare TC 32-1, 3822 nucleotides long. RefSeq lists its product as uncharacterized. The transcript is spliced from 11 exons. Lineage: Eukaryota; Fungi; Basidiomycota; Agaricomycetes; Russulales; Bondarzewiaceae. Gene Ontology annotation, biological process: negative regulation of transcription by RNA polymerase II. Gene Ontology annotation, molecular function: transcription corepressor activity. Gene Ontology annotation, cellular component: chromatin; Sin3-type complex. Bases 1 to 3822 code for a protein of 1273 amino acids. The record is from RefSeq and is a predicted model, not a curated record.